AUGUUGCUUUUGGAUUCUUCAACAGCCGCAACACAGGAGGCUUCUGACUCAUAUCAUUUGAGAGGGCCAUCGUACUGCCAAUUGAGGUGCUGGCUUUGCUUUGUCUCAGUUGCUUCAUGUUUUGCCAGCAACAAAAACACUCGCAAGGUCUUCUCUGAGUACCACAAUGUGCCUAUGGACACUCACAAGGUGUUCACAGCACUUGUACAGUGGGGUUCUUGCAGAAGCCCAUCUGUAAUUCACAACAGAGAGGUCCUUGUGAGAGCUCUCUUUGUAAAGGAGGUCUUGCGAGAGCUCUUUCUAUGCAAUGUUGCAGUGACACCACUAUUUUAUCUCUGGGAAGGAUCUAAUCCUUCCGUCUGCAGUUUCUUGAGAUCUCUGACAAAUUGA
Molecule: messenger RNA, 390 nt
Organism: Prunus armeniaca (apricot)
Lineage: Eukaryota; Viridiplantae; Streptophyta; Magnoliopsida; Rosales; Rosaceae
Source: the annotation of a GenBank genome assembly